Messenger RNA from Racocetra persica, 577 nucleotides. The record is from the annotation of a GenBank genome assembly. NCBI's taxonomy places the organism in Eukaryota, Fungi, Glomeromycota, Glomeromycetes, Diversisporales, Gigasporaceae.
AUGUCAUUAUUUUGUAUCGUUCUAGUUGAUCCUCUAACGAGUCCUUUCGCGGUAGACAUCGCCGAAAAAAAUAUCAUUGGUAAUAUUGAAAUUUCUAUCGACGUUCUCACAGUUUGGCAUCUCAAGAUGCUCAUCUGGAAUCGGAAGCAACGUGCCCUUACUGAUAUUGACCCAGACCAACUAACGCUAUGGAAGGUCGAAGGUCUUAACGAAGGAAACAGGAAGUGGAAAAUACUCGAAAAGCCUCACGCCGAAAUUGAUAUCAAGCAAGAAUUUGGAGGCGAGAAGUUGUUUUCAACUAUGAGGUUUAAAGAAGCUUUUCCAGGCAAACUUCCAGAUAAUGUCGUCCAUGUUAUCGUGCAAUUGCCCAGAAAAAGAAACCGAGAUGAUUCAGACGAGAAAGAUGGAGGCCAAGAAAGUAAAAAAGUAAAACUAGUAGAAAUUGCUAGUAAAAUUAUGGAGGGCAUAAUGAAACUUCCCGAUCUUUGUGAUGUUUAUUCAGAUCCGAAAAAUUUCCUUACAUUACCAUUCCCAUACCCUGGAUCAAAUAAACCAGUAGAUAGGUUUGCUAUUGACG